CGACGUCUUGGAGCCGGGAGCCUAGAGGAAUAGGGCUGGGCCCCGGGCUGGGCUCUGGACGCCUCGGGCGGAGGAGUAGGAUACCCCUGCGCCAGGCCGACGGCGCAGGUGCGGAGAGCGCCGGCGUGGCGGCGGGCGGGUAACGUCACGUGGCGAGGCGGCGCGUGCGCAGGUGUCAAGGGCGGGGCCCGGAGUUAGAUGCGGCCGCCGCUCUGAGGGAACCGCUCUUCUCUGCAGAGCUCAGACGUCUCUGCAGUAUCUGCUGGUCGCCGCCGCGCUUUGCUUGUGCAUUUGGAGGUACUUCUUACUCGAAGCCUAGUCGUUGCUGAUUCCUAGGGAUUGAAGGAGACAUCUGCAUUUUUGUCUCAACGAAACUUGAAAACAAUGGCAGAAAACAACAUAGAGUGCAAUAUUGUGGUUGACGGUAAUGUUGAAGAAGUCCCCAACAAGAAGAUAAUUAAGUUUAAUCCUCCAUUAUACAAACAGCGUUACCAAUUCGUUAAAAAUUUAGUGGAGCAACAUCAACCCAAGAAGGUUGCAGACUUGGGGUGUGGUGAUGUUUGCCUCCUAGUGAUAUUAAAAUACCAAAAGUGCAUUGAAGAGCUUGUUGGAGUGGAUAUCAAUGAAGGGAGACUUAAAUGGAAUGGGUCUAGGCUGUCCCCAUGCAUGGGGGAUCAUCUGGAUCCUCGAGAGCUGGACUUAGUUAUUACCUUGUAUCACGGCUCUGUUUUGGAGAAAGACUGUCGUUUGCUUGGAUUUGAUUUGGUAGCAUGUAUUGAAUUAAUAGAACAUUUUGAUUCAGAAGAUCUGGCGAAGUUUCCUGAAGUCGUAUUUGGGUACAUGUCUCCAGCCAUGAUUGUCAUCAGCACACCGAACUCUGAUUUCAAUUCCCUGUUUCCAUCUACAGUCUUCAGAGAUUCAGAUCACAAAUUUGAGUGGAGUAGAAUGCAGUUUCAGACCUGGGCUUUAGACAUGGCCAAUCGCUACAGUUACUCUGUGGAGUUUACUGGUGUGGGAGAACCACCAGCAGGAGCUGAGGAUGUUGGAUGUUGUACCCAGAUAGGGGUCUUCCGGAAAAAAGCAAAGGCAACUGAAUCUGCUGUUUUGGAGCACCAUGGCGAACAUGUUUAUGAAGUUAUUUAUACGACCUCAUACCCGAGUUUACAGCAAAUGAAUUACUGUAGACGUGUAGUGACUUAUCUAGUGUACCGAGAGGUGCACAGAAUGAAACGGAGAUGUCAAGUGAGUCUGAGACAGCAUGAGUUGGAACCUGAGUCUGCAGACCCUGGCAACCCAACAAGAAAAUUCAUCUCAGACCUUCCAGUUCCAGUACUCACAGAGGCAGACAAAGCCAUGGAGAUGACUCCCCAACCCUUCUGUAUUGGAGAUAAGUUUUAUGUACCCCUGGAGAGAAUCAUUGCUUGUCCCAGGCUGCGGCACAUAUGUGGUAAUGUAGAGAAGCUGAGAGAGUUCCUUGCUGAUGUAGUAGAACUGAACUGCGAUGGUUCUGCAGUGAAGGUUGACUUGCAUGAUUGUGGUGACUACUGAGCCUUCUUUAUUUCCUGACAUUCAGGGUCUUAGCAAUAAUGGGGCUCAUUUAGAAUUAAACUUUGUGCAGCCAUAAUUCAGGUAACUUUUAAAUUAAAAAUCACCUAACUUUUGUUUUCUUGUGUGUUGAAUGUGACA
Messenger RNA from Balaenoptera acutorostrata (minke whale), 1686 nucleotides. It is a transcript of the gene HENMT1, whose product is annotated as HEN methyltransferase 1. Lineage: Eukaryota; Metazoa; Chordata; Mammalia; Artiodactyla; Balaenopteridae. Gene Ontology annotation, biological process: piRNA processing; RNA methylation; siRNA processing. Gene Ontology annotation, molecular function: RNA methyltransferase activity; O-methyltransferase activity. The record is from RefSeq and is a predicted model, not a curated record. The transcript has 8 exons. Gene Ontology annotation, cellular component: cytoplasm; nucleus. Bases 385 to 1548 code for a protein of 387 amino acids.